Platichthys flesus (European flounder) is the source of this 2651-nucleotide messenger RNA. It is a transcript of the gene rabggtb, whose product is annotated as Rab geranylgeranyltransferase subunit beta. The transcript is spliced from 9 exons. Bases 66 to 1061 code for a protein of 331 amino acids. Gene Ontology annotation, cellular component: Rab-protein geranylgeranyltransferase complex. The record is from RefSeq and is a predicted model, not a curated record. NCBI's taxonomy places the organism in Eukaryota, Metazoa, Chordata, Actinopteri, Pleuronectiformes, Pleuronectidae. Gene Ontology annotation, molecular function: Rab geranylgeranyltransferase activity. Gene Ontology annotation, biological process: protein geranylgeranylation.
CUCACCAUUCCCUGAUCUGCAGCCGCUGUUAAACACAAGAAGUGGAUAAUGCUAGCAGCUUGAGGAUGGGUACCCAAGUGAAGGACGUCAUCGUGAAGCCGGACGCUCCCAGCUCCCUGAUGCUGGACAAGCACGCGGACUACAUCGCUGCCUAUGGCGCCAAGAAGGACGACUAUGAGUACACGCUGUCGGAGUACCUGAGGAUGAGUGGGAUCUACUGGGGUCUGACGGUGAUGGACCUGAUGGGUCAGCUGCCUCGCAUGAACCAGGAGGAGAUCACGGACUUCAUCAAGUCCUGUCAGCACGAGUGUGGAGGCAUCAGCGCCAGCAUCGGACACGACCCCCACCUGCUGUACACGCUCAGCGCCGUCCAGAUCUUGUCUCUAUACGAUAACGUGGACGCGAUCGACGUGGACAAAGUGGUGGAGUACGUGAAAGGGCUGCAGCAGGAAGACGGCUCGUUUGCAGGAGACAAAUGGGGAGAAAUCGACACAAGGUUUUCCUUCUGUGCUGUGGCAACACUGGCACUACUGGGCAAGAUGGACAAAAUAAACGUGGACAAAGCCGUUGAGUUCAUCUUAAGCUGUAUGAACUUUGAUGGAGGUUUUGGCUGCAGACCUGGUUCAGAGUCUCACGCUGGUCAGAUUUACUGCUGCACCGGCUUCCUGUCGCUCACCGGGCAGCUGCACCAGGUGAAGGCCGACCUGCUGGGCUGGUGGCUCUGCGAGAGGCAGCUGAAGUCCGGAGGCCUUAACGGACGACCUGAGAAGCUUCCUGACGUGUGCUACUCAUGGUGGGUGCUGGCGUCACUGAAGAUCAUUGGCAGGAUUCACUGGAUCGACAAGGCCAAGCUGCGAGCGUUCAUCCUGGCCUGCCAGGACGAGGAGACGGGGGGGUUCGCUGAUAGACCAGGAGACAUGGUGGAUCCCUUCCACACUCUGUUCGGAGUCGCAGGUCUCUCCCUCCUCGGGGACGAGCUGAUCAAGCCGGUGAAUCCAGUGCUGUGUAUGCCCGAGGACGUGCUGCAGAGAGUCGGCCUGAAGCCUGACCUCCUGAGCUAGCACAGCUCCCCAACAUCACACACUCACACAGGCACGCACGCACACACACACACACACACACACACACACACACACACACACACACACACACACACACACACACACACACACACUGCCCUGCUGAGCACAGCCACCCCCCCUGCUGGAUGUCAGGAGCAGAGAGAGGACCACCACACAUCCUAGUCCACAUUUCACACACAGGCUUCUGACUCUGCUCACGAAGGAGAAGGUGUGAAAGUCUCUGAGCUUUCCUGUCUUCAAACCCUCAACCACUCCAUUCAUCCAUUCACGUCAGGGUUCUUCGGGGUCGCUGCAAGAAAAUGAUGAAUUUGAGAAAUGGUCUUAGACGGAGAUGUAACCUUUUUGUUAUGAAAAAGGCCUGGAACUCAUUAAACAACAUUCCUUAACUUUUGUUCGUUAUGUCAGUUUGAAUGAAAACUUCUCUGUGGCCCAGGAAACAGGUGUGGGAAUGUUUCAGCCUCUUUCUUGCUCUCGUCACCUUUUCAUCAAACCAAGGAGGUUAUUACUGUCAUUAUUUGUUUAUCUGACCAGAGGGAGAGACGCUGCUUCUCCUUCCUCCUCCGUUCUGCUCGGACUGAGGUAGAUUCAGUUUUCACUCGAUAGUUUUGCACAUUUAACCUUGAUGGAGUUGACAGAUCAGACGAGUUCAGCUCAAAGGUUCAAGUUAGGUUUUCUGUUGGGUUUUGGAUUAAAGGCGUCAUCUCUUCUUCCCCAGGACAACCUGUUCCUAAUUAAAUAACCUGGGCAAACUAUUAACUUUCUUCUCCUUAUCGUAGAGCAGUCAAAUCCACAAUGUGCUCCAGGUUGUAAUGGAUUCUCCCUUGAGUCGGUCCCCUCACCACAGAAUCUCACAGAAACCAGCUCAGUAGACUUUGAGUCAUCCUGUCAUAGCGGAGAUAAUCACGCGUCUCACAGCUGGAAGUACAACAAUGGGACAUGUUAGAAAAAUAACAACAGUUCUGUUCAUGUCAUUGUGAUAAUAAUAAGAAACUCUACAGGACAGAGAGAUUGUUACUUAGGAAAGCGUUGGAGGAGGGAGACAGGAGGAGCUGGAACACAUGAUGGUGUCUCAUCAUGGGAUCGUUUAAUGUCUUAUCCACAGGCUCAGCUGAAUUAAAUCCACGUGGAUCAGUGCCGGGUUGUGUUGCCGCUCUGGGCAGAGGGCUGCGUUUGUCUUCACUCUGUGUGUAGAGGAUUUCCAGUCUUAUGUUUUGAAAUAUUUAACAUUUAUGAGCUUUGUCAAACUUGUUGAUUUGCACUCGGACGUCCCUGUUGUUGCGAACAGGAAGUGAAUCCGAUAUUAAAGCUUCAGUUCCACUAUUUAACAUUUCUCAGCCUUGUGUAAACAUUGAAUUCAUGAUUUAAUCACAUUAUGAGGUUGGUUAACACCAAUCAGAGGAGGUUUACUGGAUAAUAAAUGACAACACAGUGAAACACUGGUGUAAUAACAUGAAAUGUCUUCAUAGAAGUUAUACAUGUUGUGUUUAUGACUAACAAUCAUACAUCUAAAGUGUUAUAAACUCUGUUAAACGCCUGACUGAUAAAUAUUAUUGUGUUUUUUCGUUGCUA